Messenger RNA from Ilex paraguariensis (yerba mate), 657 nucleotides. The record is from the annotation of a GenBank genome assembly. NCBI's taxonomy places the organism in Eukaryota, Viridiplantae, Streptophyta, Magnoliopsida, Aquifoliales, Aquifoliaceae.
AUGGCAUACAAAAGCAUGAAAGAGGGUAUAGAGGCCAUAUCCAGCUUUAACAGAAGAGCUCCAAUGGUUGAAUUUCAGGAAUAUGGUAGAGUAGCAUCCAUGAGGUUGAACUUUUUGGCUUCACAAGGGAGGAGGGUAGAGCAAUUUACUCUGGGGAUGUUGAAAAUGCAAAUACCAAAGAAAUUUGGGAUAAAGGAUCUGGACACAAGAUUAUCUGUUGGAGUUGAGGUUGGAAUGUCUGGUUAUGGUAUCUUUGUUAUAUCUGUUGAAGAAGACAUGUGUGCGAUACUUUCUGUUGCCAAAUUCAUUGCUGUUGUGUUCUUGGGUUUGUCUUCAAGAGUAGAUGAAGAUACAGUAGGAAGGAGCCUACAAGAUACUCAGAAACUUAUAUUAUUUCUAGGAAAAGGCUUUUUGUCGUUUGAGAAAACUGGAGUUCAUCUUGCAGAUUGUUUAACACAGGAAAUUGAGAAUGAGUAUGGGCCAAAAAGCAAGGCAUACGGUGUAGCUGGUUAUGUCUACAUGACUUGGGCUGGAAAAAUGGCUACUGAAUUGGAUACUGAGGUCCCAUGGCUUAUGUGCAAGGAGGACGAUGCCCCAAAUCCUGUGGAAUUUGUCAACACAGAGCUGUAUGCAUGUGCAUCUGUUGCUGUACUGUAA